AACAGGGAGCGAGACUGUGGGGCGAUAUGCGGGAAGAGGGAGAGAUGAUGCACCUUCUGUCCUCCUGCGCAACACCUGCAAGACCGCCCAGCAAGCUGGCACGCCCAGGCGCGAGUAGCAUACCGAACGGCACGCUGAAUCUGCGCUACUGAACAAUCAACAACACUGUCCGUCAGCCUGACACCUAACACGCGCAAGCGCGAGUGACAAACCGACUGACACGCUGAAGAACUUCCGCUGCCGAGAAGUCAUAAAAGAGGCGAACUGUGAGAUGAAGGACCCCACCAUAUGUAGUUAUGAGUGCCGUCGGCAGAGACAGGGAUGGGAGGAGGGAGGAGAGAGAGGAGGAGAGAGGACAGACAGAUAGACAGAGGCCGCCCCCGGACCGCGCAGUGGCAAACAAUGCGGAAAAGCCGAUCAAACACGCGCCGGCCUGCAAAACAAAAGCGCAAGACGGCACGGAGCCUCGGGAACCACCGUGGUAUAGCCUCUGUUUCAAACGAGGGGCGAGGGAGGAGCGAGGAGGAGGUGGGACAACUCGGCCGUUCGAUGGCAGCUCGUGGCCACCCGGCAACCCGGGAGCGCCAUCGGCGCGGCGGGCACCCCGAGGCCCGAAGACCGCCGAGAAUUAAACCGCCGAAAACCGACGAACCUUUGGCCCUCCGAGCUCUCCCGUGCCCCCUCGAGGGCGCGC
Prorocentrum cordatum is the source of this 694-nucleotide messenger RNA. The record is from the annotation of a GenBank genome assembly. Lineage: Eukaryota; Dinophyceae; Prorocentrales; Prorocentraceae.